Molecule: messenger RNA, 2548 nt
Organism: Magallana angulata
Lineage: Eukaryota; Metazoa; Mollusca; Bivalvia; Ostreida; Ostreidae
Product: small conductance calcium-activated potassium channel protein-like
Exons: 1
Coding region: 1169-2539 (456 amino acids)
Biological process (GO): potassium ion transmembrane transport
Cellular component (GO): neuron projection; plasma membrane; neuronal cell body
Molecular function (GO): calmodulin binding; small conductance calcium-activated potassium channel activity
Source: RefSeq, a predicted model, not a curated record
ACUAUACAGCAAAUUUAAUUUUCCUUUUAGAUAAAAAUAGGGCGAGUUUUUAAUCCUUGACAACUAUGAGGCCAAAAUAAAAUUAUUGCUUGUAUGGAAUUGCCCGCCGCCUCAUUUGAAUACUCCCCGCUGAUAAAAUUUUAUCCGCAAAAAAUACACAACUUUAUUUGCUUUUUUUCGUGAUACAAUGUUUACAUAUUAGUUCGUUCGUCAAAAUAUUUUUUGGGCGAGGGGGUCGAUCAGUGAAAAAGAAAUAGUUCGUAAACAUUUCCUCUUUUUAUUGAAAUUUUUACUGAAGCAAACUUUUGAUUUGAAAUAAAAAAAACUAUAUCCAUCCUUGGUCUGAAUACCCAAUGCGGUAAUUCCACACAAACGAUUUUUUCAGGAUGGCCUGUCAGUAUUUCAAUUUACACCAUAUUAACCACAUAUAGCAUAUAUCCGAUUUGAUUUUUAAAUCAGUCUGCUCGUUUCUGGGCUGCAGUAUCUUUCCCAUGAGAAAUCGGCGUCUUCACUCUCUUUAUAAAGUUAUGAAGUAGAUACAAGCCAUGAUUCCACUCGGAAUUUUCUGCUUAUUGACUACAGUCUUCUGAAUUUUCCUCUUAAUUUUUUAUAUUGAUUUGCAAGUAUAAUUAUUAAACCUAUCAACAAUUUUCAAUUUAUGUAUUUUCAUACAGUUACACAAAAUUGGAGGGGUCAUUAGGUUUUUAGUUUUUAAAAUGGGUUUAUUAGAUACGCAAAUAUGAACAUUUGAGAAAAAAAGACGACUCGCAAAUAAGGGGUGGGGGCUUGGUUGACCGUAUGUAUCCGUAUUUUUUAAUGAGUUUGUAUUUUAGUAUAUUUCUUUAAAUUGCAUGUAACAUUAGAUGAAAUAAAUUGAAAAAGUAACGAUAUCCCUGCACUUAAAAGGAUGGUCAUUUUUUUACCACUCCGGUUUUUCCAAAAAUUACGCGAGAAGCCAUACCGGUAUAUUUUAGACGGGAAAUCAAAUGAUUCAAAUCACGUGUAUUCAGUUUAAUUUUUUAAAGUGAUAUGAUAUUGGUGCUCCAUUUUUUUGUAAUCUAUGGCGUACCGCUUCUAAAGUACAUAAAAUUACGCGCGAAAAUUACCUAAUAGACGGUACGACGUAAAAUCUUUAUGACGUCAUUAGGUAGACGUUUGUAAAAAUGCAAUGUGUGAAUACGAAAAGAUGAGUGGAGACUUUCGAGACUUUGAGGACAUAAAGUGUCUCUUAGCAGACAAGCCUAACAAAAUCAGUCUACUCGACGAAGAGACAGGAGGUAAACAUGGUACUGUUGACAGUGGUAUAGGAGAACGGUUAACAACAAGGGGGAAGCUGCUGAAGGAGAGGAGGAAGAUUGUGGAUGUUCAGGUUUUCAUGGCGUUGAUAGGAUUUGUAAUUAUGCUUGUAGAAAAUGAAUUAUUCUACGCAGGAUUCAUAACAAAACUCUCAACAAUGUCGAUUGUUCUAAAAUCUUUCGUGUCGAUAUCUACCGUCAUAUUGCUUAUUGCCGUUGUUUUGUACUACGUGACAGAAAUCAAAAUGCGCAUGACCGACAAUCAAAUUGAUGACUGGAGGUUACUUGUGGCAUUCCCAAACACGAACUUAAAACUGUUUCUUGAAAUGCUGAUCUGCAUUAUCCACCCCCUACCGUAUAAUGUGACCAUUCCAAUCAGCGGACCUGACGGGGAUACAGUCUACGUUUCACUUGACCCAGUGCUGUCUAUCCUUAUGAUAUUUCGUGUCUACCUUCUUGGCCGGGUGGCUGUUGUACACAACAAGCUACUCUCAGGUACAGCCACCCGUAGUUUAAGUGCAUUCAACAGAGUAGAUAUUGACGGCCUUUUCGUGUUCAAAGCAUUGAUGACGUCAAACCCAGGAAGUGUUUUGAUCGCCAUUAUGGUCUUCAUACUGCUGACCAACUCUUGGGCCAUGAGGAACUGUGAAACUUUUUACCAGUUUGAGAGGGAGAAUUCAAAUUUCUGGAAUUCAAUGUGGAUAAUAUCUAUCACUUUUCUGACCGUCGGCUAUGGAGACACGUACCCCGUCAGCGUCUGUGGACGUUGUGUAUCCGUGACGACCGGCAUGAUGGGGAUAGGCACUACUGCACUGUUAAUCACCGUCAUACUACAAAAACUAGAACAGACGCGUGCAGAAAAGUACGUCUACAGCUUCGUCAAGAAAGCCCAGUUGGAUAACGGAAGGAAAAUGGCCGCCGCUGACGUCAUCAAAAAUUGGUUCCAACUUUGUAACCUUCGCAGACGAUAUAGCGUUAUUACCCGUGAUCAGAUUCGUGUGCAUAGAAAGCUCCAGCAUGCCAUAUAUACCAUGCGAGAAGCGAGGAACAGGAGAGAUUCUAUAGGGGAGUCCACAAUUGGACUGAUCGAGAUCAGCAAAGCUAUAAGUGACGUGGAACAAAGGACGGAAUCGCUACAGACAGCUAUCAAGGAAAUUAAACCAGGACUUGUACAUAUGCAGAGGACCACCAGAGAUCUGCAACUCAUGAUAAACGACAUCUACAAAGUCCUGAUUAAAAAGUGACGCAAAAAA